Messenger RNA from Aspergillus piperis CBS 112811, 1124 nucleotides. Its product is annotated as NRDE family protein. Lineage: Eukaryota; Fungi; Ascomycota; Eurotiomycetes; Eurotiales; Aspergillaceae. The record is from RefSeq and is a predicted model, not a curated record. Gene Ontology annotation, cellular component: Golgi apparatus. Bases 126 to 956 code for a protein of 276 amino acids. The transcript has a single exon. Gene Ontology annotation, biological process: protein secretion; Golgi organization.
CGUCCAAAACUAACGACGUCUAGGAAUACAUACGUCGACCGACAUCUCCCGCUGACUGGUGGCCUUCACCAGAGUCCAAUAUCUUAGGUGGCCGUGAUCUAGCACGAGAGCCACAUGGAACAUGGAUGGGGGUGACCAGAGAAGGCAAAGUGGCAGUAUUGACCAACUACCGCGAAAAUACAUCAGAACAAGCCAUUGGGGCGAAGAGCCGGGGAGCCAUUGUAUGUAGCUGGCUUGGUGCGCCUUCUGACGAGAAGCGGUCAACCCGGGAAUAUGUGCAGGAUAUGGUUGCGAGUCCCACCGCCAGGAAUGUCGGUGGGUUCAGCCUGCUCUGUGGAUACAUCAAUGAGCCCCUGGCAAUCGUCUCCAAUCGCUCAUCCACCAUGGAUCAAAUUGCAUGGGUCGCCACGAAAUCGGGCCAGACGUUGGGCCUCAGUAACACAGUCUUCGAGGAUCGCACAUGGCCUAAGAUCCUUGACGGCGAAAGACUAAUGAAUGAAGCCAUUGCUACGCACGUGCAGGCUGGGGAGGACGAAGAUGCUCUUAUUACCCGAUUCCUUGAUAUGCUGAGCACCAAUACCCUCCCGAAGCUCUCAGAAGAUGCGACUGCGGAGGACUACCUUCCGUAUUUUCGGAAGAGCAUCUUUAUUCCUGUCCUGGGUGCUCACGAGAAACCUCCCAAGCCGGCAGGCACAGUAUCUCCUGCGUGUGCUGAUAGCACGCAUGCGAAUGGUGCUGCGGGCGGGGGGCACCAUGCAAUGGAUCUGUCAUUCCUGCAUGGGCCUUAUGGAACUCAACAACAAACGGUAGUCCUGGUAAGUGACGAUGGACGUGUGCGGUAUUUUGAACGCACACUAUAUGACAACGACGCAAACGUGAUCCCCAUCGGUCAGGGUGAUCGAUCAUUCGAAUUUCAUGUCGGUCAACACAGUAAUGAAACCGACAGAAUCUCAUGAGUCGCCGAUGGUAUGUCCUGGGGUGCUCCGAACAGUAUCCAUAGCAAUCUAAUUCUCCGCUCACGGCCUUCCAAUCGGCCUCGGUGAUUGUGGCUAUGUAAAUAUUUAUAACGGCGUGCAAUAUAAAAAAGCCCUAAAAUAGUAAACCAAGGUCAAUAGCUCCGGGAA